GGACCUUCUCCUCCAGACCGGGCGGUGGACUCCACGCGCCGCCAAAAAUUCCCCGCCACUCUUUUUUCCCGCCUUAGCCACCCUUAUUAAGCUCCCGCGUAUAAGCUUCGAGUCACUCUCUCUCUCUCUCUCCACAGUCACCGCGCACACACUCCGCUCGGAGCUCUCCGUCCGAACCUAAAGCAAGCGGCUCCCUCAGCCUCCGCCUUGGAGAGAAAUGGACGACACUUUCGGGGAACAGAACAAGCUUCCCGAGUUCAAGCUAGAUAGUAAGCAAGCUCAAGGGUUCCUGUCCUUCUUCAAAACCCUACCCAAUGACUCGAGGGCUGUUCGGUUCUUUGACCGCAGGGACUAUUAUACAGCACAUGGGGAAAAUGCAACUUUCAUUGCAAAGACAUACUACCACACUACUACGGCCUUGCGACAAUUGGGGAGUGGAGCUGAUGCUCUUUCCAGUGUCAGUGUCAGUAAAAACAUGUUCGAAACAAUUGCUCGUGACGUCCUUCUGGAGAGAACAGACCACACCCUCGAGCUAUAUGAAGGCAAUGGUUCAAAUUGGAGACUUGUGAGGACUGGGAGUCCUGGAAAUCUCGGAAAUUUUGAAGAUGUUUUGUUUGCCAACCAUGAGAUGCAGGAGGCCCCAGCGGUCGUCGCAGUAAUACUAAAUUUUCGUGAUGCUGGGUAUACUGUUGGGUUGAGUUACGUUGAUCUGACCAACAGAAUACUUGGACUUGCUGAAUUCAUUGAUGAUAGCCACUUCACGAACUUAGAGUCAGCUUUAGUCGCACUUGGGUGUAAAGAAUGCCUUUUGCCAGCUGAGGGCAGCAAAAGUGGUGAGAGCAGGACUCUAUAUGAUGCUCUUGGUAGAUGUGGUGUGAUGGUGACUGAGCGAAAGAAGGCCGAAUUUAAGACAAGGGAUUUGGUGGAAGAUUUAAGUAGGCUUGUGAAAGGUGCGACACAACCUAUUAGAGACCUGCUUUCAGGAUUUGAGUUAUCUCCUGGUGCUUUGGGGGCAUUAUUGUCCUACGCGGAACUGCUUGCAGAUGAGACUAACUAUGGGAAUUACACAAUCCGAAAGUAUAGCCUCGACAGCUACAUGCGGUUGGAUUCUGCUGCAAUGAGAGCACUUAAUGUCCUGGAAAGCAAAACCGAUGCAAAUAAAAACUUCAGUUUGUUUGGUCUAAUGAAUAGAACCUGCACUGCUGGAAUGGGACGAAGAUUGUUGCACAAGUGGCUGAAACAGCCUCUACUAGAUGUAAAUGAGAUAAACAUGAGGCUAGAUUUGGUGCAAGCAUUUGUGGAGGACACAGCACUUCGACAAGAUUUAAGGCAACAUCUUAAGAGGAUCUCGGAUAUUGAGAGACUUACUCAUAAUCUUGAGAGGAAGCGAGCAGGUUUACAGCAUGUUGUGAAACUUUAUCAGUCCAGCAUAAGACUUCCUUAUAUCAAAAAUGCCCUGCAGAACUAUGAAGGGCAAUUCUCCACAUUGAUCAAGGAAAAGUACUUAGAUGAACUUGAAAUCUUGAUUGACGAUGAUAAGUUGGGUAAAUUUAUCACCCUUGUAGAAACUGCUGUUGACCUCGAUCAACUUGAAAAUGGAGAGUUUAUGAUUUCACCUGCUUAUGAUUCUGCACUAUGUGCUCUAAAGGAUGAACAAGAGUUGCUUGAACAACAGAUUCGCAAUUUGCACAAACAGACCGCUAAUGAUCUUGAUCUGCCCAUGGAUAAAGCACUGAAGUUAGACAAAGGCACACAGUUUGGACAUGUGUUCAGAAUUACAAAGAAGGAAGAGCCAAAGAUAAGGAAGAAGCUCUCCACCCAAUUUAUCGUCUUAGAGACUCGAAAGGAUGGAGUCAAAUUUACCAACACCAAGCUUAAAAAAUUGGGGGACCAGUACCAAAAGAUCCUUGAAGAGUACAAAACUCGUCAGAGACACUUGGUUAAUAAAGUAGUGGAGACGUCUGCUUCCUUUGCAGUGGUCUUCGAAUCAUUAGCUGCAUUGCUUGCUCAAUUGGACGUCCUCCUCAGUUUUGCUGACCUGGCGACUAGUUGUCCUGCUUCAUAUACAAGACCAGACAUCACUCCUUUUGAUGUGGGAGAUAUUAUCUUAGAAGGUAGCAGACAUCCAUGUGUGGAGGCUCAAGAUUGGGUUAACUUUAUACCUAAUGAUUGUAAGCUGGUCAGGGGAAAGAGUUGGUUCCAGAUCAUCACAGGACCAAACAUGGGUGGCAAAUCCACAUUUAUUCGACAGGUUGGGGUGAAUAUACUCAUGGCUCAAGUUGGCUGUUUUGUUCCCUGUGACAAGGCUAGCAUUUCUGUUAGAGACUGCAUUUUCGCACGUGUCGGUGCAGGAGAUUGCCAGCUGCGCGGUGUCUCAACUUUUAUGCAAGAGAUGCUUGAGACUGCAUCAAUUCUCAAAGGAGCGACUGAUAAAUCAUUGAUAAUCAUUGAUGAGCUGGGCCGCGGAACUUCAACCUACGAUGGUUUUGGUUUAGCGUGGGCAAUAUGUGAACAUCUUGUUGAAGUGAUUAAAGCACCCACUCUUUUUGCUACUCAUUUCCACGAGCUGACUGCAUUAGCUCAUGAGAAUGUGGAUCAAAUUGGUGGAAAGCAGUUUGCAGGCAUAGCAAAUUAUCACGUCAGUGCUCAUAUUGAUGCUUCAAGUCGCAAGCUCACCAUGCUUUACAAGGUUGAGCCAGGUGCUUGCGACCAAAGUUUUGGAAUUCAUGUAGCAGAGUUUGCAAACUUUCCAGAGAGUGUCGUUGCUCUCGCAAGAGAAAAAGCUGCUGAGCUAGAGGAUUUCUCACCUGCAGAAAUCUUGACCUACGAAGCUGGAGAAAAGGAGGGAUCUAAGAGGAAGAGGGAGUAUGACCCUGAUGACAUGUCGAGAGGUGCCACACGAGCUCGCCAAUUCCUCAAGGCAUUUGCCGACUUGCCAUUGGAAUCAAUGGACGUGCAGGAAGCUCUCCAUUGCGUGAGCGAGUUAAAAGAUGGCUUGGAGAAAGACGCAGUUAAUUCUAAAUGGCUCCAACAGUUCCUUUAGGCAUGCUUGGACCUUCGCACGGAGGCUGCUUGGUUUUCCUUUUUGGCAGGCACAAACAUCUCCUUUUAGCAAUGGAUGGCAAUUUUGUAGAAAGGGUCAGAGCCAUACUGUUCCUUGUCUAUGGAGGUCGUGGAUGUAAAAUCGGAGUCUGGUCGGGGCUAACCGUUGUUUUCCCCUCUUGAUGGGCCGCUGGAUAGAAGAAAUUAGCUGGAUGUGCAUCUUUCUUACCCAUGGAGGGAAAUGUGUAAGUUAAUAUUCUUGUAUAGUUGGAUACACCAGUUUCUCAAGGGCGUUCUUUGGUCCCUUUUGGACAAAAUUUCGUGUUAUUCCGGGAAGGAAGUCGCGUGGCGUCAUAUUGAAUCGAACAGGAUUGCCCUCGUAACCACGAGGGAUUGAGAUCUUCUACCAUUGAACUCUAAACCGAGCGGAUCCUGCUGGGAGGAUGCAACAUAUCUGUGUAGAUAUUAUAUUUGAUUACUUAA
Punica granatum (pomegranate) is the source of this 3525-nucleotide messenger RNA. NCBI's taxonomy places the organism in Eukaryota, Viridiplantae, Streptophyta, Magnoliopsida, Myrtales, Lythraceae. The record is from RefSeq and is a predicted model, not a curated record.